Molecule: messenger RNA, 1499 nt
Organism: Xylaria bambusicola
Lineage: Eukaryota; Fungi; Ascomycota; Sordariomycetes; Xylariales; Xylariaceae
Exons: 6
Coding region: 158-1372 (404 amino acids)
Cellular component (GO): membrane
Source: RefSeq, a predicted model, not a curated record
AGGAGUCUCCUAGGCAGAACCUCAAGAACGAACAGUCUCGACAUAAAAGCUCGCUGUCAUCCAUCCAGUUUUGGUUGAAUAUUCGACCUUUCCGAACCUCAAUAGCACGAUUAACUCUAACUGUCUCCCUCUGAAUAUCAAUUCAAGUUUCGAAAACAUGGCGACAUUCGAUCCCACUAAGCCCAUUGACGACCCAGUCGUCUGGUAUCCUCAGGGUAUGUAUAUUCAGCAAAAGACAAGAGUUGGAGAUGAUCAGGUCUUCAUCUUGUCUUCAACCGACAUGAGUGCACUCAACCGUUAUGCGUGGACCGGUAGACUGCUCGCGACUACUCGUGACGAUUACAAGGCUAGCAUUGGCAUUUCCGACGCGAGCCAACUGAGUGACUCGGUCUGGAGCGCUGUGGAUACACUGCUCGGCAAGUAUUCAACAAUCAAGUCCGAUACCACCCAGUUCUUGGAUGUAACUUGGCCAGGUAUUGUUGACCUUGCGAAUAAGAUCUACGAUUUCUCUGCUCUUGCUGGCGGAACGCAGAAUAGCUCGUACUAUGCCAACAUGUUGAAGUGGGUUGGAGCGUACAACGAUGAGCUUCAAAAGCCAGACCCCGACGAGAAUAUGUUGCUUCAGUAUCAGUUGUCAAUCCAGCAAAUCACCAAGCAGAUGUAUGACAAGACUCAGACACUGCAGGUUAUGGCCAGCCAGAGUAAGCAGGCUUUGAAAGACUUUGAAGAAGCUACUAGAAUCAGUCAGAACAACGUUCAUGCCAGCGAUGACCAGUUGACGAGUAUCUUGGAAGGCGAGGAAGGUGAGGUUGCAGAGCUGCGCAAACAGCUUAACGAUGCCCUGGCAAAGGUAGACGAGUACCAGAAGGAAGUAGACGCAGAUCGCCUCGCUGUUGAAGACACGGGCGCCUACAGCUGGAUCCCCUUUUUUGGUACGAUCGCGACUCCCAUUAUCUGGAAAAACUACGCGGAAAUCAAGGAACUGGAAGCCGCAAUCUCAUCCUUGAAGAGCACAAUCGAGCAAACCAAAGCCAAGUUGGAAGCCGCCUUGAGGCUACAGGCUGAUAUCACGUCUAUUACCAUACAAGUCGAUAGCCUCUCUGGUCUCUUUGGCCCUGCUAUCGAGACACUCGAAAAACUCCAAGGUGCCUGGGAGGUGAUGGGCGCAGAUCUCUUGGCAUUGAAUGGGUUGUUCACUGACUCGGGAGCGACAAUUCCGCCGAUGUUGAUGGCGCAGCUGCAGCUAAACCAGAUCAUGGAGCAGUGGAACACGCUGAAAGACUACGUGAACAAGUAUCGUGAAGUUGCCUACCUCAGCGACCAACCUUCAAAAGAAUCCCUAGACAACUUCUUAGCAGAGUUAAGGAGCUAAAAACAUUCAUUGUGAGUGGGGUUUGAGAGUCUGAGGCACCUACGAAGGAAAUCAAAGUACCUCUCGGUCUCAACUUAAAAAAUUCGUGCGGGGUCAGCAAAGUUCAUCUGAUUUUGUUUAGUCUGUG